AUGAGAAUCGCAAUGGAAACCGCAGCAAGUCACAGUUCCAAGGCAUUCCGAAGUCUAGUAAUAGCAACCAUUCGAAUCAGAACCGCGCAGAGACAGGCGCAGCUAGGCAACGCCUUUGGCAUGCACUCCCCCAACCCUACCGCACAACCAUAUGAACAUGGCAACGUGCAAAACAACACCGUUGCCAGCGAUGCAGCUCAAGAAACAACGCAGGCCAUGAAUUUUCAGCCAGACGUCAAGCCGCCGGGUCCAAGUAGGCUCGACGGCAGCUAUGUACCGAACGCUGAAAGCCUGGAUGCCAUGACUGAGAGUGCCCCUCCAACGGACGGCACUCACACGGAUGACUUCCACGCUGCUGAAUAUCUGAACAGCAAUCGUCCCAGUACCUCUCAUUUCAAUACGAUCCGGCCAGAGACGCCGUAUCAUCCCACCUGUCAUAGCAGAACCCAUGAAGCCUGCAUCUCGCCCUCAGUCAGCCUGUCGGUCAAAGUAGACUACCGCUCCGACAAAGCAAAGGGGAAGAAUCCCGAGACCGGCAUCCCCAAGAUCGACGCCUCCGGCAGCUCAAAAAAUAAAAUGCAGGCCGGGCAAACCGAUUUAUGGAGAGCAAUGUUUCGUGCACAGCGCGCUACGAUACCAGAAAUCAUGGCUGCUGCAAAUCGUCCAAAACCUCAGGUUAUUUCCCCAAUCCCUUUCCGGCCGAGCAUCGUCCCUUCGAUACCAUUUUUGCAGAGACCUACUUCAGCAGAGACUCCAACAGAGCCUUCGUGGGAGACCUCGGGAGAACUCUCAGGGAAGCCCUCCAGUUCUGGCUACAACAACAGCAUCGGCUCUCUCACUGGUAAUGCCGGAUAUAUCAGUAACAAAAACCCCUUCGCAUCAUUGGACCGCGGUCCGAGUCUUCGGCUCCAAAGAGCAUUGGCAGAGGACCAGGAACGUCCCAAGACGCCUCUCCUCAAGCGCCUUGCGCCUACGCAGCCAAUACCGUCUCGUCCCCAGAAUGGCCUUCUCCAGGCGACGGAGCGAGCAGGUGUCUGGCGGAAUCCCGCUAGCGUGUUCGGUGCGAUAGGCACGCCACCUAGUACGGAUGAAGCGAAAGCCAAGUUGAAGCAAGAGGGGUACGAGAGGGAGUGGGAGAUGCAGCGUGUGAAGAGGCGUGAGGUUGAGAGGGAGCUGGCAUGGAAGCUUUGGGGAGAGCGUGAAAGGAGAAUUGAGAGACAGCGCAAGAGGGCGCGGGAGAUAGAGCGGCUGGAGACUGAGCUUGAGAUGGAGAGCAGGGAGCGAGGGUGCGAAAAGGAGCGAAAAGGAGCCAGAGGCGGCAGUGCGUAA
Molecule: messenger RNA, 1329 nt
Organism: Colletotrichum orchidophilum
Lineage: Eukaryota; Fungi; Ascomycota; Sordariomycetes; Glomerellales; Glomerellaceae
Exons: 1
Coding region: 1-1329 (442 amino acids)
Source: RefSeq, a predicted model, not a curated record